CCUCUAAAUGCUGAGUUAAGGUCUCAUUUUGUUUGUGUGCAUGUGAUGGAUCUACUUCCAGAGCGUAGUAAUACCUAUUGCGUUCGCGACAUAUACGAAGAAAUAUGCACACGUUUUAUCCCAAACAGCACGGCGAACGGAUUUUUAUCUCAAUCGGCCCAAUCGAUCUUGAAAUAUAGAAAUGACCAUUGCACGUGGAAAGUGAAACCCAACUGACUUCUAAUGGCCUCCAAUAAUCUAACCGGUGCCUCUUCUGAUUGGCAGAAUUUCCAAUGGCCGACGUCAUGGCAUGGUUCCCAGCGCCCUCCGGGUCCCCGUCGACACCGUCGUUGUCCGUCUGUCGGCGCGUGUACCGUCUGGGCUCGGUCCGGUACCGCGAGGAGGCGGCGCCACCGACCGGCGACACCUGCCUGCCGCCGCCGCUCACCGGGCCGCUGCUGCGCCGCUGUGUGGAGCGGCGCGCGCGGCGCCGCCGCAGGCCCACCUCCAUCCUGCUGCUGGGCGACUCGCGUCUGCGGAACCUCUACCACCACCUGGCCCAGGAGCUGGACGUGCCGGCACCGGCCGUCAACAUCACUCCGUACCCGUUCUGGUCCCGUAACAUCCACUGGACCAACUCUCCGGAGCGCUGGUGUCGGGUGUGCCCGUGGCACUGCUGUCCGCGCGCGGCCGCCGCCGCCGGUGUGUCUCUGCGGUUCGAGUGGCGGCCGUUCUGGACGGAUGCCACGGUGACGGAGCUGGAGGCGGCCGCUGAGAGCUGUGAGAGCGGUCACAGCGACUGUCCAGACCUGGUGCUGGUGAACGGGGCGCUCUGGUACAGCACUGUGAUGACCCAGUGGAAGGGUCAGAUUACCAACAUGGUGCUCCUACUGCGACUGCAGAUGGCGCGCGUCGUCCGGGCGCUGGCCAGGAUAGCGACAAUCACACGCACGGUCCUCAAACUGGACGAAGGCUUCACGCGUGACGUGCAUUUUCUACUGCACAAGUCCAAUCUGGCAGAAAUUCCCGUCAUGCAUAGCGUGGCGUACGAUGCAGCGAGAAAGAUUCCUGGUGUAGUCAUAUGGUCGUCCGCACUCCCGGAGUCUACAGGGCUCCUCAGAAAGAAGUGCUACGGCAUGCAAGGCCGUAAAAGUCCGACGAGUUCAGCAUAUCCUGACUUCUCGACUACAAGUGGCCAACCAAAGAACUUAGUGAUGAAAAACGAAACAUUUAUUUACGAGUGUGGAAGUGAGCCGGUUCAUGCCGGCAAAGCUACCAUGUCAAAGGCUGUUCAAUUACUGUUUGGUGAUAUGUGUGCUGGUUAUUUGAAGAGUUCAGAACUCCAAACUAACAUGUCAUCUUCUACACCGGUUUGUUGUUAUGACAAUAAAAAUGGAUAAAUUACCAUUCAUUUAUAAGUGAGCUGUCACAUUGCAUCUUAACCUGAUCAUAUUGCGAGGCCUUUUGUUUUAUAAGCUCUACCACUAAUUGAUAGCUCUCUUCCUGUUUGGUAAAUUUGGUAAACGAUAUGGAAACGAGUUUUCGAUAUCGAAGACUCAAUACAUAGACGUGCAGCAGCUGCUCGCAAAUGUCUCUCCAACUA
This is a messenger RNA of Amphibalanus amphitrite, 1582 nucleotides long. RefSeq lists its product as uncharacterized. The record is from RefSeq and is a predicted model, not a curated record. Bases 273 to 1379 code for a protein of 368 amino acids. NCBI's taxonomy places the organism in Eukaryota, Metazoa, Arthropoda, Thecostraca, Balanomorpha, Balanidae. The transcript has 2 exons.